Molecule: messenger RNA, 1182 nt
Organism: Salvia splendens (bonfire salvia)
Lineage: Eukaryota; Viridiplantae; Streptophyta; Magnoliopsida; Lamiales; Lamiaceae
Product: ATP-dependent DNA helicase PIF1-like
Exons: 1
Coding region: 1-1182 (393 amino acids)
Biological process (GO): DNA repair; telomere maintenance
Molecular function (GO): DNA helicase activity
Source: RefSeq, a predicted model, not a curated record
AUGUGCAAUAUUAAAGCAGGCAGUGCACUUGCUGAGUUGAUUGUGAGAGCUAAGCUUAUUGUAUGGGAUGAAGCACCGAUGAUUCAUAAACAUUGCAUAGAAGCCGUGGAUAGAACUGUAAGAGAUAUUAUGCGUGUAUGUGAUGAAUUAAAUAGGAACAAACCGUUUGGUGGAAAAACAGUUGUUUUUGGUAGUGACUUUAGACAGAUCUUGCCAGUUGUUCCUAAAGGCAGUCGUCAAGAUGUUGUGAAUGCUACCAUUAACUCAUCUUAUCUUUGGAAGAGUUGCACAGUUUUAAGGCUGGCAAAAAAUAUGAGGCUUUUGAAUGUGGAAAAUGUUGAUGAAGCUUCUAAAUUGAAGGAAUUUUCCUCUUGGGCUGCUUCUAUUGGUGAUGGUGUUAUUGGUGGUCCAAAUGAUGGUGAAGUGGGUAUUCAACUUCCUAUUGACAUUGUUUUGUCAAAUUCUGGUGAUCCUCUUAGAACUAUUGUUUCAAACGUCUAUCCUUCUUACAUGAAUCCUGAAGAAUUGAUUAGUUGUUUGCAUGGUCGUGCUAUACUUGCUCCUACUUUAGAGGUAGUUGAUGAGGUUAACCAAUUCAUGAUUUCUUUGGAUCAGUCUCAAGGUCGAGUUUACUUAAGUUCUGAUAGUAUUUCAAACUCUGAUUCCACAUCAAAUGGUCUUGCUGAGAUACAUUCUGUUGAGUUUUUGAAUAGUUUGAAGUGUUCUGGUACACCUAACCAUGAAUUGUUGCUGAAAGUUGGUACACCUGUGAUGUUGUUGAGGAACAUAGACCUGUCAAACGGGUUGUGUAAUGGCACAAGAUUGAUAAUUACACGAUUAGGUGAUUAUGUGUUAGAGGGACAUGUAUUGGGUGGCCAUAAUAUUGGCCAUAAAGUGUUGAUUCCUCGAAUGUCCUUAAUACCAUCUGAUCCGAGAUUUCCUUUCAAGUUCCAAAGAAGACAAUUUCCUUUGGCUGUGUCGUACGCAAUGACCAUUAACAAGAGUCAGGGUCAAUCACUCUCUCAUGUUGGAUUGUUUUUUAGAAAACCUGUUUUCAAUCAUGGACAACUGUAUGUUGCUAUAUCAAGAGUCACAAGUCAUGAAGGUUUGAAGAUUUUGGUGUGUAAAGAUGAACAAGGUGAAAGCAAUGGUGAUUCUACUGUUAACAUUGUUUAUAAAUAA